CGCAGUACGUAACGAGCAAAACUUCCGGUGCCAUGUUUAUAUAGAAAUUUUACAAAUCCUAGACUGGUCAUCAAUAAAAUGAGGUGAAAUGCGUAAUGGUUUAACAUAUGUGUGUAGGCAACUCAUUUACAGAAUAACACUUCAGUGCCAGAAGCGAGAAAUGGGAUUGCAUUCAUGGCUUCAAAAUGCUAGUAAUGCAUUUAAUUCGUCCGGCAGGUCAAGAAAGUUCUUGUUUGUUUUAGUGUUUAUUGUUGUUCUUCUGUACUAUUUACUGCCAUACAUAUUCAGGAUACACAGAACUUCAAGCAUUGAAAUUGAUCCCAAUGAGGAUUGUCUUGCUCAAGGUCUUGUUGAAUUUCAAAGCGGUAUUAAUAAUUUAAAUACAUUUGUAUCCGGAGACUCUGGUCUUUCUUCUUUGAUUAAAAAAUUUGCUUAUGUAGGAAAUGGCAAUCUUGCUGCAGCAUUGGGCACAGAGAGUGGCCUGUUCAUAAGACUCUAUAGGGCACUAUCACAGCCAGUUCAAUUCUGGCCUAUUGUUCAAGUUCACUUAAAUGGCAGGGUUAAAGAAUCCAAUAUCUUGGAUGUAAAGUCUGGUGUUGCUUACCAUAUAAUGGUUCAAUCAAUGUUUUCCAGCUGUGUAACUGUCAAGUCACAAAUCUAUGCACAUAGGUCAAGGCCAGCACUACUUGUUCAAGAUAUACAAAUACAGAACCCAUCAUCCCAAGCUGUUGUCAUAGAGUUAGAUCAAAUAGGAGCCUCUGGUUGGGAUAAUGUUGAGACAGAAACAGCCAGUUUUGUGAUUUCCACGAAAGAAACUGUGAAUUACAAAAUUUACUCAGGUCUGGUUCCUGUGGCUAAGUCAGAGAUGUUCAUUCCAAUUGCUAUAGCAACAGUUUCAAUCAAAUCAAAUAAUGUCAAGGUUGAACCAUCAAGUUUCCAAAAGAUGCACAUCUUGACAUCAGUUCAUUACUCCAAACCAUUACGUAAAGAGGAGGCCUCAAAGUACAUUCCAGAUAGUAAACAUCAAGCUAAAGGAGAGUUGGAAGUUGGAUUGAAUAUAAAUGAGAAACUUUUAAGACAAGAGCACACCAAAGUUUGGGAGAAGCUCUGGUUUAGUGGUUUUUCCAUCAGUCACUCAAUGGCAUCAGGAGCUUUGAAUGGAGACCAUAUCAACAAAACCAUUUAUUAUGUACUGAGUAAUGCACCAGCCCCACUCCAUAAUGUCAAGUCCUCACCAGAAGAUAAGCUUGCGAUAGAGAAAAUAUUGUAUUAUCCUGAUAGAUGUUAUGGUGGACACACAACAUUAGUAUCUCCUACACUUUGGAUAGACCCUGAAGAUGAAUCUCAAAUAGCCAGAGUGGUGACCACAUGGAUGAUAACAUUAGAAAAACAAGGCUGUAGUGUCAUUGCUCAAUCAGGUGCAGAAGGAAUCAUGCAAGCUAUGAUACUUAGUUUGGGUCCUUUACAUUUUCACAACCAGCACCUUGAGAUGACCUCUCACCCGAGUGACCUGCAUCGUGACCUUCACUUUCGGCGGGUCAAUUAUGGCAACAAUACACACCUGAAUAUCUCUGUUGUGGUGGGAGAUGAUAACAAGGCCAGUAUAUAUGUUGCCUUGGACAGAAAUGACAAACCCUAUUAUGGCUGUGAUGCUGGCUGCUUAGAUCCUCCAAUACAGCUUAGUAAUGAACCCCAUCAGUUUCCUGUGAAGUUAACUGACCCUCCCACAUCAGUUCUCUACAUCACAGCAGACAAGCAACACAUGGAGGAAUUAAAACAUGCUAUACAUGUCAAAGAAGUGAAUGAAGCUCCAGCUCAUGAACAUCACGUCAUUGCCUUACACAAACAUGGACAUCACUUUGGAGGUCUUCCAACCAUCUUCUGGGUCUCAAUAGCUUUCCUCAUCAUCAUCUUUCACCUGUUUCUCUUCAAGCUCAUCUACAAUGAAUACUGCCAAGGUCAGGAGAGGUUCACACGCUCUCGCUAUAAUUUAUAGUGGUUGUUGUGUACAUGCCAGGGAUAUGAAACUGAGAUUGGGAAUGCAUCUCCAAGCUUAAAAAAAGGUGAAAUUUAAUAGAUUUAUUUCAAACUUUAAGAACCAGAAUAUUUUAAUCUUAAUCUUCAUAAUGAAUUUGUUAGAAAAAUAUCUUUUUAAAAAUUCGGUUUCCAAUCUUAGGUGAAUAGAGGCUUCAAAAAUCUUAUCUUUUAGGUGAAUUGAGGCUGCAAUGUCUUCUGACUUUGAUAUUAUAUGUUCAUGUUCCCCUUUGUUUACAUUCCUUCUGAGCUGUAGCUGCUAGUAAACAUCACUGCAAACCUUUGCCUCAAUGAAGGGCUUGGGGUGACUGAGGAAAUCCAACUUCAUGUAGUUAAUCUAAGAUGUAAAGUCUACAACCAAAUCACCAAAUACUAGUGGAUAGAUUAGGGUUGAACUAUGUUAGCCUGUGUGUUUUUGGCAGUACAUUGUUAUAUCAUCUAUUGUUGCAAAAAUGUAAAUGUUUUUCUCUAAUAUGCUUUGUGUACAUUGAUUGAUCAUUGAAAAAGUUCUCACCUUAGUAUUGAAUAGUGACAAUAUUGUCUAGGUUGAAUUUUAUUUUAGAUUUGGCUUUGAUAAGCAAAUCAUUGAUUGUGAUAGCUGAUGACAAUGUGGUCAAACUUACUUUUUGAACUAGUGUUUAAUGUAUGUUUUUUACUGCAUGUAAAUGGAUUUGAUUGUUGUCUGAGGUUUGUGUGGAUAUAUUUGUUCAUUCCAUGAUUGUGUGAUGAGUAGUGUGGGAGAUUAAGUUCAUUUCUGAAUUAUUAAUUGAAUUUUUUUCUUAUUUAUAUCAUAUUUGCCUUGAACUAUUUGAGGGUUGUAAAUAGUGGAAAGUUUCACUUGGUGAUAAUAAUGUUGUUUUUUUUUUAAUGAAACCAUUACAGCAUAUUAUUUAACCAUGUUCUUUGAAUUGUAUAUUUAAUUCCCAGAUGUUUCUGUUGUACAUUAAGUCUGUUGUAUUUCACUCAUUUAACCAUUGUGCUAAAAUUAUUUAUUGUAUUGAUGUGUGUUUGAAUGUAAUGCUGUCUCUAGAGCUGGUUAGCUUCUCUCUUCCCUUGUGUGCUUUGAGAGAUUCUAUUGGCUAACCUCCCCCCACGCCCCCAAUUCUUACUUUGUUUUAAAAUUUUGGAUGUUCCUUUGGAAAUGAAGAAUACUACAUACUUCCUGCUAGAAAGUAUUACAUACUUCCUGCUGGACAGUACUACAUACUUCCUGCUGGACAGUAUUGUAUGGAGGUGGGCAGGGUUUGAACUCAAGACCAUUUGGAUGACAAUGGAAGUGCAUACCCAUAACCUGGCAGCCAUCCUUUAGCAAUGUAAAUCCUACAGUUUUCUCUCUAGAUCUAGCUUGAAUAUUGAUUAGUAGCCACUUUAAUUUAAAAGAUGGAGUCCAUUUGUGCAUGUGUUGAAUAUGGGAUCAAUAUUAAGGUGUUAAUAAAUUGUUUUGUUAUAUUAAGAUGUAUAAAGGAUGUGCAUCAAAGAAAAGAUUCAUUGAUGUACAUUUUCUAAAUAUCAAAGUUGAUCAAUGAGAGGACUUCUUACACCAAAGUGUUCUUUAUUUAGUUCAACUUUAAAUUUAUUGUGACAGCUUUACACCAGGACCACUAUUAAAGCUUUAAAAUUUGAUUUUUUAUUAAAAAAAAAAGGUUUUCUCAUAGCAUACCCCCAGUAUAGGAAUUCUUUAAGAUCAAUGAAUCAAGAAUGUUAAUACAUAAAAUAAUUUGCAUAUUUUUAUCUAGUAUUGUUAUAACUUUAAGUAGAAUAUAUGUGGUAGUCAUUGAAUGCAUAAAGAGAGAGUAUACAUUGUUAUUUUCAUUUUUGGUUAGUAACUUUUUCUCUUUCUUAUAACGUUUUGAUAACAUGUAGGCUUACUUACUUAGAUCCUCCCACACUGUUCAGCACAAUGGGCAGCUAGCGGUCUCCACAAAGAACUAUAACAAGUAGACUGCUACAAUAAGCAAUUAAAUUUGUAGUUUUCUCUUUGUUCUAACAUUAUGUUAAACAAAUCUACUGCAACAGUAAGCAAAACUUUUAAUCUCUCUCUAUAUAUUAAUAUUAAAGUUUCAGCUUUAUGUGUGUGUGUGUGUGUAUCUAUGCAUUUUGUAGGUUUGUCUCUGAGUGCACAUUUUAACUAUCAUGUAAUAUACAUUUUAAUGCUGUGGUGAUAAUGUUUAAUAUUUAUAAUACUAGGAAUAAAUGGAGAUUCUGCAUCAGGUUGUAAAUGUGAUGAUUAUAUUUAGUUUGUCUUAAGAUGUUUGACAUGCUGUCAAGAAAACAUUGGAGUAUUUUUAACAAUUUUGUACUGUUUUGUUAUUAACAUAGAUCAUGUGACCAGUCUGUAUACUUUGUAUAUCCUUGUGUAAGAUUGUGUGUGUUCACUUCUGCAGUAUUUUGAGAAUGCUGUUUCUUUGACAGAUAGGAUUAAAUGGUUGCUACAUAAAGAAAGUUAGUUCUGGUGUUAUUUUUUUUUUUAAGUUUCAUUGGCGGUACUUUGAUUCUGAACCAUAGAAAACAAAUGCCAUUUUUGCAAUAGCUCUAUUUCACUCAUACCUCCAUGGAACCUUCUUGGUGGGCAAAGGGAUCUGGACACGGAUCUUAAAAAUGGCUCUAAUGAUUUUCCUAGAAAUGUUGACGUAUAUUGAUAUAUUUGAAAUUUUGGCACAAUUUAGGCCAUGUGUGCCCAUUGAUGUAUAUUGUAGGAAAAGAAUUGUAGCCACACUGGGAAAACUGUAGUUGUACCAUUAUUUUAAUUUGGCUAGAAAACUAGAAAAUACUUAUCUUGAAUAAACUCUAUGUCUUUGGGUAUUUUCGCAUUCAUUCAAGAAUGUUUUGCUCAUCAUUUUCUAAAUCUAGAUAUAAAGGCCUUUCAUUGGAAUAUUAUAAAGUCUAGUAAAUCUAUACAUUCGCUUAACCAGGAUUCUUUCUAAGGGGGGAGAGAAUGGGUCAGAGUAAAAAAAUGUUCCUUUCUUUAAAAUCAAAUGUUCAUUAGUUAUUACAAGAAAAAUAAUUGUAAGUUGUAUAAAGGAGGUAUUGUCUUUAAAAAAAUAAAGUAUCUUUUAAUGUU
Messenger RNA from Biomphalaria glabrata, 5095 nucleotides. RefSeq lists its product as uncharacterized. The coding region runs from base 89 to 1996 and encodes 635 amino acids. The record is from RefSeq and is a predicted model, not a curated record. Lineage: Eukaryota; Metazoa; Mollusca; Gastropoda; Planorbidae. The transcript has 15 exons.